AUGCCAAAUUUUGUUCCAUUGGCAAGAGCCGUUCGUACGUCAGAGGAUAUACCACAGAUCGCUGUGUCGACUGGGGCCGCGCGUGUGCUAUGGACCAGAUCGCAGACCGAUGCCAACUGCGAUUUUGAAGAGCGGGGCAGUGGCGACUCGAACUUCAGUCAUCGUGAAGAGGAUCUCGAUCUCGAGGCCGGUAAUCGAGAAACACUUCGGCGAGAUGCCGAACGACAAGCCGCUCUUCAGUUGGAACGAGCAAAGCUUGAUAAGAGCUGA
Ostertagia ostertagi is the source of this 270-nucleotide messenger RNA. NCBI's taxonomy places the organism in Eukaryota, Metazoa, Nematoda, Chromadorea, Rhabditida, Trichostrongylidae. The record is from the annotation of a GenBank genome assembly.